AUGUCUGUCAACAUUGUACUGCCAGGCCUGCAAGCAUGGGCAGAGCAGCACUUAUCAGCCAUUCUCAAGGCGACCACUGCCGAUGACUUUGAUACUGCCUUCGAAAGCUUCGUGGCAAAGCAUGCAACUAUUGCCGUCAAUGGCAAAUCGGUUUCGCGGGAGGAGUACAAGAAGCAGCUCCAGGGCGAAGGCUUCAAUGAAGCUGGCGCUGAAGUUUCCUUCAGCGGAGCGGUUGAGGUGGACACUGGGCUCAGUGCGGGUGUCGUGGGUCUGUUUUAUACCGCCACAAUCGUUCAGAACGACCUCGUUCAGUCCGCGCCGGCAGAGACGCGGGUUCAAUCGUCUAUAAACCUUGUUAUCGAGGAAGACAAGAGUCUUACGAAGCCGCAUUUCCCGCCUGGGUUCCAUGGCUUUUUCGGUGAGUAG
Molecule: messenger RNA, 426 nt
Organism: Mycena indigotica
Lineage: Eukaryota; Fungi; Basidiomycota; Agaricomycetes; Agaricales; Mycenaceae
Exons: 3
Coding region: 1-426 (141 amino acids)
Source: RefSeq, a predicted model, not a curated record